This is a messenger RNA of Phragmites australis (common reed), 2193 nucleotides long. RefSeq names its product LEAF RUST 10 DISEASE-RESISTANCE LOCUS RECEPTOR-LIKE PROTEIN KINASE-like 2.4. Gene Ontology annotation, biological process: protein phosphorylation. Gene Ontology annotation, molecular function: ATP binding; protein kinase activity. NCBI's taxonomy places the organism in Eukaryota, Viridiplantae, Streptophyta, Magnoliopsida, Poales, Poaceae. The transcript has 5 exons. Bases 61 to 2016 code for a protein of 651 amino acids. The record is from RefSeq and is a predicted model, not a curated record.
CAAGCUUUUGUGGUCAGUCAGUGUAAGUGCAACCGCGAGGCCACCGGUCACCCUUACGCCAUGGGCGGCAUGGUCUUGAAGUCCCUCCUCCUCGCGCUCGUCGCCCUUGCCAUCCAUCACGCUGCAGCCCCAGCGCUCGCGCAGACGGUGCAGGUGUGGUCGUCAUGUUCGCCGGCCAACUACACCCCGGGGGGCGCCUAUGACAAGAACCUCCGCGGCAUGCUCAAGGAUCUGGUCACCGUCGCGGUUUCCUACGGUGGUUACGGCAACGACACGGCUGGCGACGCUGCGGACCAGUCCUACGGGCUCGCCAUCUGCUACGCCGAUGCUCCGCCCGAGGUGUGUCGGCUGUGUCUCGGCAUGGCGACCGGGAACGUGACGCUCGCGUGCCCGCGCGCUGUUGACGCCGCCAUGAUGUACAACAACUGCUUGCUCCGGUACGCGAACGCGAGCUUCCUCGCUCGCCCGGACAUGGUGCAGAGGUUCUCGUUCUACAACAACCUGACGCGGGCCAGCGACGCCGACAGCUACGCCGCUGCGCUCGGGCGGCUCAUGGACAGCCUCGCCCCUGCCGCCGCCGCGUCGCCCCAGUUCUUCGCAUACGGCCGCACGAACAUCACCGCUAACCAGAGCCUCUACGGGUUCACGCAGUGCGUGAAGGACCUGUCGCCGGACGACUGCCGCCGGUGCCUCCGGCCCCUCGCCGCGUCAUUGCCCAUAUGGACGAGAGGAGGGCGCGCCUACUCGCUGACCUGCUACACGCGGUUUGAGGUAGUGCCGUUCUACAUGCCGCCCAACACACCGACCCUCGUCGUGGCGCCGACGCCACCGCCAGAGUCCUCGCCGGGUGCGGCAGCAGCAGCGGAGUCCCGAGAUGCUAUACGUAGAACGGUUCACAAAAGGUUGGCACUGACAGUAUCAACUAUUUCAGCCAUUCUUUUGGUUAUGGCGUGUGUCGUUCUUGCCAUCAAGAUCCGGAAGAGCAGAAAAUUUCUAUCAAUCAUUGGAAUAAACUCCAUUCCUAAGGAAAACAUUGAGGAGCUACUAGAAAACUGUGGCUCAUUGGCUCCAAAGAGAUAUAAGUAUUCACAACUGAAGGAAAUAACAAGAUGUUUAAGUGAAAAGAUUGGAGAAGGUGGGUAUGGCACGGUAUACAAAGGUACAUUACCAAGUGGAAUGUUUGUUGCAGUAAAGUUCCUCCACGACUUCACUAGCAAUGGAGAAGAAUUUAUCAAUGAGGUUAUCAGCAUUAGAAGGACAUCUCAUGUUAAUAUUGCUACCCUACAUGGUUUUUGUUUGGAGGGAUCCAGACGAGCUCUUAUUUAUGACUACAUGCCUAAUGGAUCAUUGGACAAAUUCAUUUAUGCUGAUGAUUCGAAAGCAAUUCUGGGAUGGGACCAGCUCUACGAAAUAGCAAUAGGUAUUGCAAGAGGCUUGGAGUAUUUGCAUCGUGGCUGUAAUACACGCAUUAUACAUUUUGACAUCAAACCACAUAAUAUCCUACUAACCGAUGAUUUUGUCCCGAAAAUUGCUGAUUUCGGUUUGGCCAAGUUAUGCAAUCCAAAAGAGAGUUACCUAUCAAUGGCUGGCAUGCGUGGCACAAUCGGGUUCAUUGCACCUGAGGUUUUUGCAAGGAGAUUUGGAGUAGUUUCGACUAAAUCUGAUGUCUACAGCUAUGGAAUGAUGCUUCUUGAGAUGGUUGGAGGAAGCAAAAAUCUGAAAGCAAGCGUUGACAAGUCAAACGAGGUCUAUUUUCCAGACUGGAUUUAUAGUCAUUUGGCUGAAGUGGGAAACUUGCACACAUUUGACCUGGGAGGUGAAACUGAGGAGAACGCAAGGAAAAUGGCCUUGAUUGGCCUAUGUUGUAUACAAGUGUCACCUAUGUCUCGCCCAACAAUGAGCAAUGUUUUAGAAAUGUUUGAGAAAAGUACUGACCAACUUGAGAUACCACCGAAGCAAUACUUUUAUUCAGCUAUAAAGGAGGAUUCAUCUGAGCAAGCUCCUCCAACGUCGUAAAACAGACGGAACCAAGAGUAACAGAGCAAACUCCUUCAAGCAAAGGUCUCAACUAUGUUCAAUCCAGAAGUGUGAACUCCAUUGUGUUGAUCCUCUUAGAAUAAUCAUUCGAAAAAGGGAAAAUUAUUGUUGCUUAAUGACACGCUGUUAUGGAAAUUGACACUACUUUGCAUCUUC